Molecule: messenger RNA, 1881 nt
Organism: Trypanosoma brucei brucei TREU927
Lineage: Eukaryota; Euglenozoa; Kinetoplastea; Trypanosomatida; Trypanosomatidae
Product: RNA helicase, putative
Exons: 1
Coding region: 1-1881 (626 amino acids)
Biological process (GO): mitochondrial RNA 3'-end processing; RNA catabolic process
Cellular component (GO): mitochondrial degradosome
Molecular function (GO): hydrolase activity, acting on acid anhydrides; ATP binding; RNA helicase activity
Source: RefSeq, a predicted model, not a curated record
AUGCGCCGUUUGUCAGUUACUGCACCUGUUCUCUUUCUGUGUUUUAAAUCGUACUGCACAAACCAUGGCGAGGGGAAACUGAUCCAAACAGUAUGUGACUAUAUCUACCGCAGCAGCAGCGCCCGGGAGCAACUGCGGCAGCUCAUUCAUGAUAUGUCAGUGGAGAACGCUUUGCGGCAUCUCGGUGAAUUCUCAGAGGAGGGCUGUUCAGGUGCCACACCACCAUGGUUGGGUGAACUUGUUCAGGCCCCCGGUGAUCUUGAACGGAUUAACAUUGUUCUCAGGGAGUUUGGGGUUUGGUACAUCGCGCGGAAGGCGCCACUGAGGGUGACGAUGGGUGAACCGUGGGACUGGUACCCGAAGGCACGCUUCAUGCGCCGGCGUUUCAUCUUUCAUCAUGGGCCAACAAAUAGUGGGAAGACUCACGCGGCGUUGGAGGAAUUGGUAAAGGCGAAGAGCGGUGUUUAUUGUGCGCCGAUCAAAGCACUGGCGGCGCAAGUGUGGAAGCGUAUUAACGCGAGCGUGCCUUGCGACUUGCUUAUCGGGGACGAGCGGCAAUUUGGUGGUGGAGCGGAGCACGUCUCAUGCACGGUGGAAAUGACUCCUAUUGACUAUCAAAUUGACGUUGGGGUAAUUGACGAGGUGCAGAUGAUUGGUGAUGGGGACAGGGGUUGGGCAUGGACGCGUGCCAUAUUGGGGUUGCCGGCACGUGAGAUUCACCUCUGCGGAGAAGAACGGGCAAUACCUCUUAUCCGCAGUUUGUUGUAUAAAACGCGUGAGCUCAAGGGACUUCGUUUAGUGCCACAUCAGCGGCUGGCUCCCCUCAGGACAUCAGCCGCGUUAGGGGGAGAUCUGCGGCAAGUCGAAAACGGUGAUUGCCUUGUGUGCUUCUCGCGCAAGAUGAUUUUUGCUAUGAAAUCACAGCUGGAAAAGCUGCCUGGCGUUGCGGCUCACUAUAUAUAUGGCUCUAUGCCCUUUGCCGUGCGUGAGGCCCAGGCUGACGCAUUCAACCGUGGGGUCCGGGAAGCGGUAGAGGGCAAGGACUCGAAAAAACAUGUUUUAGUGUCCACGGAUGCUAUUGCCUAUGGCUUGAACAUGAGCAUUGAGCGCAUUAUUUUCGUAUCAAUGAAAAAAUUCGACGGAAAACAGAUGACAAGCUUACCGCAGGCAACCACGGUGCAGGUAGCCGGUCGCGCCGGCCGGUUUGGAGUACUCAGGGCCAACACUUUCGGCCGCUGUACCACACUUCACGCGGAUGACUUUCCGACACUUGAAAGCGCUAUUAACGCUCGACUUUCCCCUCUGCAGAGGGCUGGAUUACUGCCCACAGCCGACAUAUUGGAGCUGUAUGUCACAAUGAAUUCCGACAAGAAGAGAUUGAAGACCUCAGGUGUGGUGCCGCAAGAUGUAUUCUACGGUCAUGUAAAGGACUUCUCCAGUCAGUGUAAGACCUCCGAUUUGUUUUUUCCGUGUGACCUGUCGCGGUCGCUGCUGCAGGUUGCAAGGGAGUUGGAUGCCGUGCCAGGUCUGUCUCUUACCGAUAGGAUCCUUUUCUGCUACGUACCGGUGAAUACACGCAACAAGGACACAUUCGACCUGCUGCGUUGUUUUGCGCGUGAUCAUGCUACCGGGGGGCCCGUUCGCCUCCGUAUUGAUGAGGAGUUUGAACAACUCGUGGGGCAAUGUGCGCACUUAAAAACUCAUAAGGACAGUGAACGAGCACAUCGUAUAUUGUCGCGGAUGGAAGACUUAUACCGUCAUGCAGAAAUGUAUUGCUGGCUUUCGUGGCGGUUCGGUAAUACAUUCAUCUACCUAGAGGCAGGAUCGGCACUGAAGGAACGAAUCGUGGCGAAGAUGGAUGAGCUGUUGCGGAGGUUGUGA